AUGGGAAAGGAAGUCAAAAGAAGGGAGAAAAGGAAAGAAGACAAGAAACGCAUAGUAAUCUCCAAUCUGCCCUUUGAAGUAUGGUCCUACAAAGAGAAUCCCAACAGGCAUUAUUGUGGGAAUCAAAUUAAGACCAGCAAGUACACCGUGUUGUCCUUCAUACCCAAGAACAUCUUUGAACAGCUACACCGGUUUGCCAAUCUCUAUUUUCUGGGCAUUGUGGGUCUGAAUUUUGUUCCCGUGGCCAAUGCUUUCCAGCCUGAGGUAGGUGUGAUACCAAUCUGUAUCAUCCUGGCGGUCACUGCUAUAAAGGAUGCUUGGGAAGACCUCCGAAGAUGCAAAUCUGAUAAAGUGAUCAAUAACCAAGAAUGUCUCAUCUAUAGCAGAAAACAGCGGAGCUACGUGAAGAAGUGCUGGAAGGAUGUGCGUGUGGGCGACUUCAUCCAAAUGCAAUGCAAUGAGAUCAUCCCAGCAGACAUACUCCUGCUCUUCUCUUCAGACCCGAAUGGGAUCUGCCACCUGGAAACUGCCAACCUGGAUGGAGAGACAAACCUCAAACAAAGGCGUGUUGUGAAGGGCUUCUCACAGCAGGACUCCCAGGAGCAGUGGAGUUUGCACUUGAACAUGAAGAUUAGACGCAAAGUUAAUAAUGUCCACCGCUCUUCUGAAAAUGAGGCAGGAGAGAGGUCGAGUUCACUCACCACUUCUAGUUUUACGACACUAACCAGUGACAGCAUAGAGAGGCCACCAAACCACUCUCCAUAUUUCCUCAUCCCCAGGGAGCAUCCUGACCAGUCGAGGACCGGCUUUGGCAGUGAGAGUCUUCUGCUUCGAGGCUGCACCAUCAGGAACACCAAGGUGGCUGUUGGCAUUGUCAUCUACGCAGGCCAUGAGACAAAGGCCAUGCUGAACAACAAUGGCCCACGAUACAAACGCAGCAAGAUAGAGCGGCGCAUGAACACAGACAUCUUCUUCUGCAUUGGGCUCCUCUUCCUCAUGUGCCUCGUCGGAGCUGUAGGUCACAGCCUCUGGAAUGGGACCUUUGAAGAACACCCUCCCUUUGAUGUUCCAGAUGCCAAGGGCAACUUCCUUCCCCUUGCCCUUAGGGGCUUUUACGUGUUCCUUACAAUGAUCAUCCUGCUCCAGGUGCUGAUCCCAAUCUCCCUGUAUAUAUCCAUUGAGCUGGUGAAGCUUGGGCAAAUCUUCUUCCUGCAAAAUGACCUUGACCUGUACGAUGAAGAGACUGAUUUGUCCAUCCAGUGUCGAGCCCUCAACAUCACUGAGGACUUGGGCCAAAUCCAGUAUGUCUUCUCUGACAAGACGGGGACGCUGACAGAGAACAAGAUGGUGUUUCGGCGUUGCACUAUCAUGGGCAGCGAAUAUUCUCACCAAGAAAAUGCCAAACGACUGGAGACCCCAAAGGAGCUGGACUCAGACAGUGAAGAGUGGACCCAAUACAAGUGCCUAUCCUUCCCAGCCCGAUGGUCUCAGCGCCCAGCAACAGUGGGAGGCCAAGGACGAGCCCAGCCUCUGAGGAGGUGCCACAGUGCCCGGGUACCUAUCCAGGGUCACUCCCGACAAAGGUCUGUGGGGCACUGUGAAAGCUCACAGCCUCCUGUGGCCUUCAGCAGCUCCCUAGAAAAAGAUGUGACUCCAGACAAAAAUCUACUGGCCAAAGUACAAGAUGCUGCUCUGUGGCUGGAGACCUUGUCAGACACAAAACCAGCCAAGCCUUCUCUCUCCACCACCUCCUCCAUUGCUGACUUCUUCCUCGCCCUAACCAUCUGCAACUCCGUCAUGGUCUCUACAACCACUGAGACCAGGCAGAGAGUCACCAUGCCACCCUCUGCCAAGGCUCUGGGGACGUCCCUGGAGAAGAUUCAACAACUGUUCCACAGAUUGAAGCUUUUGAACCUUAGCCAGUCAUUCUCAUCCACUGUGCCCUCUGACACCGACCUGGGAGAGAGUUUGGGGGCCAACAUUCCAACCCCAGACUCAGAAGAGAGAGAUGAUGUGUCUGUGUGCAGUGGAGGUAACUCCACUGAUGGUGGCUAUAGGAGCAGCACAUGGGACCAGGUUGACAUCCAGGGGUCAGGAUUAGACGCUUCCUUGGAAGAGGUGCUGGAGGCCCCAGCUCUAGGCCUGGCCAGCCCUGAGCUCUGUUAUGAGGCUGAGAGCCCUGAUGAGGCAGCCCUGGUUCAUGCCGCCCAUGCCUACAGCUUCACUCUGGUGUCCCGGACACCAGAGCAGGUGACUGUGCGCUUGCCCCAGGGCACCUGCCUCACCUUCGAUGUCCUCUGCACCCUGGGCUUUGACUCUGUCAGGAAGAGAAUGUCUGUGGUUGUGAGGCACCCACUGACGGGUGAGAUCAUCAUCUACACCAAAGGCGCAGACUCAGUUAUCAUGGACCUGCUGGAAGACCCGGCCUGCGCAACUGAUUCUGAUAUGGAAAAGAAGGUGAGGAAAAUCCGAGCCAGGACCCAGAAGCACCUAGACUUGUAUGCAAGAGAUGGCCUUCGAACACUGUGCAUCGCCAAAAAGGUCAUAAGUGAAGAUGACUUCCGACGAUGGGCCAGUUUCCGGUGUGAGGCGGAGGCAUCCCUCGACAACCGAGAUGAGCUUCUAAUGGAGACGGCACAACAUCUGGAGAAUCAACUCACCUUACUCGGAGCCACUGGGAUUGAAGACCAGCUGCAAGAAGGGGUUCCAGACACAAUUGCUGCCCUGCGGGAAGCUGGGAUCCAGCUCUGGGUCUUGACUGGAGAUAAGCAGGAGACAGCAGUCAAUAUCGCCUAUUCCUGCAGAUUGUUAGAUCAGACUGACACUGUUUACUCCAUUAAUACAGAAAAUCAGGAAACCUGUGAAUCCAUCCUUAACUAUGCACUGGAAGAAGUGAAGCAAUUUCAUGGACCACAGAAGCCAAACCGCAAGCUCUUUGGGCUCUGCCUACCUUUUGAGACACCACCUCCUACCUCAAGAGCUGCAGUUCCAGAAGUUGGAUUGGUCAUCAAUGGGAAGACAUUGAAUGCCAUUUUCCAGGGAAAGCUGGAGAUGAAAUUUUUAGAGCUGACUCAGUAUUGCCGGUCUGUCCUGUGCUGCCGUUCUACCCCUCUCCAGAAGAGUAUGAUAGUCAAGCUGGUGCGAGACAAGUUGAGCGUCAUGACCCUUUCCAUAGGUACCCAUCAUGCUGAGAUGUGGGUGCAGCUUGUAAGGCUGAUCUGACAAAAGUCCUGGGCCAGAGG
Lynx canadensis (Canada lynx) is the source of this 3242-nucleotide messenger RNA. Its product is annotated as probable phospholipid-transporting ATPase VB. Gene Ontology annotation, cellular component: plasma membrane. Bases 1 to 3222 code for a protein of 1073 amino acids. The record is from RefSeq and is a predicted model, not a curated record. Gene Ontology annotation, molecular function: ATP binding; ATP hydrolysis activity; ATPase-coupled intramembrane lipid carrier activity. The transcript has 13 exons. Gene Ontology annotation, biological process: phospholipid translocation. NCBI's taxonomy places the organism in Eukaryota, Metazoa, Chordata, Mammalia, Carnivora, Felidae.